Aspergillus candidus is the source of this 738-nucleotide messenger RNA. RefSeq names its product flavin-linked sulfhydryl oxidase. Gene Ontology annotation, molecular function: flavin adenine dinucleotide binding; flavin-dependent sulfhydryl oxidase activity. Bases 1 to 738 code for a protein of 245 amino acids. The transcript has 2 exons. Lineage: Eukaryota; Fungi; Ascomycota; Eurotiomycetes; Eurotiales; Aspergillaceae. The record is from RefSeq and is a predicted model, not a curated record. Gene Ontology annotation, cellular component: mitochondrion.
AUGUCCACCACGUCGUCCCAGCCCCAGAAUCCAACUCCCAAGACCCUCUUCAUGCACCAAACUCCUGCAGCCGCUGGUCCAACAGAGGGGACCAAAGAUGAACACACCGGGCUGACCAAACUCCCCAAUGGCGUCGUCCUAGACAAGGACGGAAAGCCAUGUCGCCUCUGCACCUCCGCCGCAUCCUGGCGCUCUCUCACCAAACAAGCCAAAGCUUCACCUUCCUCUUCCUCCUCUUCCUCCUCAUCCACCCCCGCCUCGAGCACAACAUCCACCUCCAGCCCCCCUCCCCCAAAAGCAUCCCCCACAGCAGCCGCCUCCACCGCCGCCACCGCCGCCGCAGCAGCAGCAGCAUCAUCAACCACCCUCCCAACCGAAUCCCAAACCCAAUGCCCCCCCGACGUCGAAGAACUAGGCCGCUCAACCUGGACCCUCCUUCACUCCAUGACAGCCGCCUACCCCGCCCGCGCCUCGCCCGAGCAACAAACCGACAUGCAGUCCUUCCUGCGCCUCUUCGGCCGCCUCUACCCGUGCUGGGUGUGCGCAGACGACUUCCGCACCUGGAUGGCGGAGCCGAGUGGGCGCAACCAGCCGCGGCUGGGUGGGCGCUCCGAGUUCGGGACGUGGAUGUGUGAGGCGCAUAAUGCUGUUAAUCGGAAGUUGGGGAAGCGGGAGUUUGAUUGUCGGUUUUGGGAGGAGAGGUGGAGGACCGGGUGGAAGGAUGGGAGGUGUGAUUGA